CCGAACAUACAGCGAGGAGGACGGAGAGUCUCACAGCCAGCGGCAGUGUCUGAAGUGCGGCGCUGAGAAUGUAUGAACAGUUUCCAGUUUUGGACUCCUGUAAGAAGAACCCUUGGAGCCUAAGGCUUAUCCCACUGCAGGUCAUGUAUAGGUCGUUAGUUAACACUGAUAGGAGCAGAUCUGUUUAAGGGAUUUAAGGCGUCAUUGCAGUGGAUACACUGGAUAUGCAGUUAUUAUAACCAUUUUGCAACCUUUGUAAAGUUGGAAGUAUCUCUUUAUUGGCUGGCGCAGAUACAUGCAGUAGUGCAAUGCUACAAGAGCCUUGUUCUUUUCGGUGCUUUGUAUUAAAAUGUACCAGGUACCCAAAAUGGACUGAAAGUGAAUACCUUACAUUUUCGACUUUUCCAUCCAAGAUUUUUCUCUGUUGGACAAUUCUAGUUAUUGUCUGUUUUCCACAGCUAGUAAACUCUCUCCCUUACAAAGUGGGUGUUGUUGGACCUUGGACCUGUGACCCAUUGUUCUCCAAAGCCCUUCCACAUGUUGCUGCCAAGUUAGCCAUUGAACGCAUCAACAACGAUGCUACUUUAGAUUUAGGCCUGUCCUUUAACUAUGUGAUACUUGAUGAAGAUUGCCAAACUUCAAAGGCUCUUUCAACUUUUCUUACAUACUCUAUGGUUGCAUCAGGGUUUGUUGGGCCUUCCAAUCCAGGAUAUUGUGAUGCUGCUACUCUUUUAGGGAAAAACUGGAACAAAGCUGUAUUUUCUUGGGCCUGCAUCAACUAUGAGCUGGAUAAUGUAAAAAGUUACCCCACAUUUGCCAGGACGUUACCUUCUCCCACCAGGGUUCUUUUUAAUGUAAUGAAGUAUUUCCAGUGGGCACAUGUUGGGAUUAUUUCCUCUAAUGAAGACAUUUGGAAGGACACUGGCAGGAAAGUGGCUAAUGCUCUUCGCAGUAGUGGAUUGCCAGUGGGCAUAGUUGUGGCUAUGGGAGAGGAUGCUAAGAGUACCCGGAAAAUUCUGGAGAAAGUCCGGAAGGUUGACAAUCUACGAUUGAUCAUCAUGUGCAUGCAUUCUGUGCUUAUUGGAGGACAACCACAACGGCAACUCUUGGAGAUAGCACAUGACUUGAAAAUGACAGAUGGCACCUAUGUUUUUAUCCCUUAUGAUACUCUAUACUACAGUUUACCUUAUCACAAGACACCAUAUGAGAUACUAAGGCUCAGCUCCAAGCUCAGGGCUGCCUAUGAUGCCGUACUCACAAUCACUGUGGAGUCAGAGCAGAAAAACUUCUAUCAAGCCUUUCAAGAAGCUGUCGACAAUGGAGAGGUUAUUAACAAACCAAAUCCAACAGAGGUGUCUCCCUUAUUUGGCACCAUAUACAAUGCAAUUUACUUUACUGCACAUGCCAUGAACAACAGCAGGAGGCACCAAAACUGGGUAUCUGGGUCAAGUUUGGUCAAGUAUUCAAAGAACAUGCAGUUUUAUGGGUUUAACCAGUGGAUCAGGACAGAUAUGAAUGGUAAUGGAUUUACCGACUACGUAAUUCUGGACACAGAUGUGAAAACCAGUGAACUGUACCGUACAUAUGUUGUUGAUAUGGAAACAGAUAUGGUUAGAUACAUGGGGAGGCAUAUUCACUUUCCAAAUGGUGUCUCUCCAAAAUCAGACUCUUAUUGCUGGUUUGCAAAUGGAAAAAUCUGCACAGGAGGUAUUGACCCUGCCUUUGCUUUAAUGGUGUUUCUUUGCAUACUUGUUGCCAUCCUCUCCAUCAAUGGACUUGCUUAUGUUAUAAGGCGUCGGAUUAACAAAAUUAAAUUAGUCAGAGGGCCAAACAAAAUUCUGUUGACACUGAAUGAUGUCACUUUCAUUAAUCCACAAAUGAGCAUGAAGAAAAUAAGCAAUGAUGGAAGCCGUACCAGUGACAGCGGACAAGUCAUAUCAGAUAACAGGAGUAUAAAGUCACCAAUGAGGUCUGGUUCUACUAAGAGCCUAAUUCCAGCAACCUAUGAGAAUUCCAAUGUUGCAGUCUAUGAGGGUGAUUGGGUAUGGAUGAAAAAAUUCCCUUCUGGAGAUUUUGGAGACCUUAAGCCUGGAACCAGUGAUGUUUUCGAAAUGAUGAAGGAUAUGCGUCAUGAAAAUGUCAACCCAUUCCUAGGUUUCUUCCAUGACUGUGGAGUUUUCGCUAUUGUCACAGAGUUUUGUUCCAGGGGCAGUUUGGAGGAUCUCCUUCGAAAUGGGGAUGUUAAACUUGAUUGGAUGUUUAAAUCUUCUCUUCUGUUGGAUUUGAUUAAGGGCAUGAAAUAUAUGCACCACAGAAAAUUUGUUCACGGUCGCCUCAAGUCACGAAACUGUGUUGUAGAUGGACGUUUUGUUUUAAAAGUGACUGACUAUGGUUACAAUGAAGUUUUACAGACCCAAAGGAUUGCUCAUGAUGAACUUUCUGCACUUGAACUACUCUGGACAGCUCCAGAGUUACUGAGGGAUCCACAUGCAGCUUUACAUGGUACAUUUACUGGAGAUGUUUAUAGCUUUUCCAUAAUUAUGCAGGAGGUAGUGGUGCGUGGGCCUCCAUUUUGUACUUUGGAACAAACUCCUGAAGAAAUCAUUCCCAAAAUUAAAAAGCCCCCUCCUUUGUGCCGCCCUGUGGUGUCUCCUGACCAUGCUCCUAUGGAGUGCAUUGUGCUCAUGAAACAGUGCUGGAAUGAAGUGCCGGACAGACGUCCUACUUUCGAUGACAUAUUUGAUCAAUUUAAAAAUAUCAAUAAAGGAAAGAAAACGAACAUCAUUGAUUCUAUGCUGCGCAUGUUGGAACAAUACUCAAGCAACCUUGAAGACUUAAUACGAGAAAGAACAGAGGAACUAGAGAUAGAAAAACAGAAAACAGAAAAGCUCUUAACACAAAUGUUACCUCCUUCUGUUGCAGAAGCACUAAAAAUGGGCUGUACAGUAGAACCAGAGGGGUUUGAUGAGGUUACAUUGUACUUCAGUGAUAUUGUGGGUUUUACCACUAUAUCAGCAAUGAGUGAGCCUAUUGAAGUGGUUGACCUUCUUAAUGACCUCUACACCUUGUUUGACGCUGUGAUAGGAAAUCAUGAUGUUUAUAAGGUGGAAACUAUUGGAGAUGCCUACAUGGUUGCAUCAGGUCUUCCCAAAAGAAAUGGAAAUAGACAUGCAGCAGAAAUUGCUAACAUGUCUCUGGAUAUCCUCAGUUCUGUAGGGUCUUUUAAAAUGAGGCACAUGCCUGAUGUCCCUGUUAGGAUACGUAUAGGCCUGCAUUCAGGGUCUGUGGUUGCAGGUGUAGUAGGCCUAACAAUGCCAAGGUAUUGCCUCUUUGGAGAUACAGUUAACACUGCCUCUCGCAUGGAAUCAACAGGGUUACCAUAUCGGAUCCAUGUGAACCAGAGUACUGUCAAAACCCUUAGAUCUUUGAAUGAGGGAUAUCUUCUUGAACUGAGAGGAAGGACAGAGCUGAAGGGUAAAGGUGUUGAAGAGACAUACUGGCUGGUUGGAAAAGAAGGUUUUAGAAAACCGUUACCUGUCCCACCAGUGAUCAAGUCAGGGCAAGUGGGUCAUGGUUUUCUGCAGGAUGAGAUAACCGCUUUCAAAAGAAGAAAAGCAGAAAAGCAACUUGCAAGGAAGAAUAUCUGAGGGAUGAGGCAGCCUUCCGAGAUCUAAAGCGACUCCUGAAGACAGCCGUGAAAAAAAUAUCACAGGUCCGGCACAUUACUGCUCUCAUGGCACCUGAAACAGAAAGUGAAUAAAUGGAGCUACAGAUGGUGACCUUAAUCUUAUGGAUAAAAUCAAGUCCGAAUCAGAUAAGAAGGACACCUUUCAGGAGGUCAUACUUAACUGGAUUUACAUAUUACACCAGAUAAACCACCUACAGAUGGAUCAUCGCUAUGCAAAAGACAAAAUCCCUGCCUUUUCCCAAUCACCAGUCUCCGAUCUGUGCAAAGUGUUUAUACCGCAGGGAUUAUUUUGUCGGAAACAAGGUGUUGUAUUAAAUGCACCCACAAAACCUGCAUUGGAUUGCUAUACUGUGACAUACACGCCUUUCUGUCAGGGAAUGGGCUCAAUGUAUAAAAAAAAUCUCUAUAUAACAUGUAUAUGGUUUUAAUAUUCAAUGUGAUUAUUUCUAUGCAUAUUUAGGUGGCCAAGCAAAGUUGCUCAGGACACCUAUUGUUUUUGCUCAGAUUAUUAUUUUUUAUUAUUAUUAUUAUUAUUAUUAUGCUGCCGCAGAC
Messenger RNA from Hyla sarda, 4240 nucleotides. RefSeq names its product guanylate cyclase 2F, retinal (gene GUCY2F). Gene Ontology annotation, biological process: intracellular signal transduction; cGMP biosynthetic process; receptor guanylyl cyclase signaling pathway. Lineage: Eukaryota; Metazoa; Chordata; Amphibia; Anura; Hylidae. Gene Ontology annotation, molecular function: guanylate cyclase activity; peptide receptor activity; ATP binding. The coding region runs from base 309 to 3647 and encodes 1112 amino acids. The record is from RefSeq and is a predicted model, not a curated record. The transcript has 21 exons.